Hippoglossus stenolepis (Pacific halibut) is the source of this 1506-nucleotide messenger RNA. RefSeq lists its product as uncharacterized. The transcript is spliced from 2 exons. The coding region runs from base 1 to 681 and encodes 226 amino acids. The record is from RefSeq and is a predicted model, not a curated record. Lineage: Eukaryota; Metazoa; Chordata; Actinopteri; Pleuronectiformes; Pleuronectidae.
AUGUGGAGCUGUUGGAUGUGGCCCUUAAUCUUGGCCUGGGUGUCCAUGGCAACCCAGACACUCUGCCAAAGCGGGGAUGUUGACUGGGGUUCAGGCUCUGACAUUGAUCCUGCCGUAAUGUCCACCAACGACACGUCGCAGGCAGCCGGCGACGAGCCUGUGAGGAUGAAAAACAACAGUGACUCUCACACAUCAGCAGCAUUUCCAUCACCGUCGCCCACGCUGCACCACGAGUCCCAACCGGACAGGUGCUCGCUCCACUUCGCCACCGACGCUGCUUUGGCGCGACGGCUAAAGGCUGAGAGAGGGGAGCUGGCUUAUCUGCAGGCCAUCCAGCACGGGAACGAGGCGGUGAUGGAGAACUUGGCUCAGUUUGUGGGGGCAGAGGUGGGAGAUCAGAGGUACGAGGACGUGAUCGAGGAGAACCUCGUCGGCACCCAGGAGGAGCACAAGAGGUGUCAGGAGGUGGUGGAGAAGGCUGAGGAAGAUCUGGAGAAGCAGCUGGAGGGAGACGCGUCGGACGCCCUGGCUGGGAUGCAGAAAAUCAGAGAAGAGUCCUCGGCUUUCAACAACAUGCUACGUGCUGCCGCAGACAUCGCCAACAGGCUGGAGAGCUCAUCGCAGGCCCUGCAGGCCUCAUUCACCAAGCAGCUAAAGGACAUCAUCAAAAUCCAUCGCUAAGGAAGUGUGGACACGGCUUUAAAACAUAUCGUCCUCUAACUUUGUGCAAUAUGUUGGAUAUACCGUGUAAGACUCAAUAAGAGGAAAAUAAACCUUCCUGCAAUUAUAUAAAUAUUUUUGCAACACUGAGAUACAACAACGUGUCAAGGUCGGCCAUUCCAUCAAGUGUAAGAAUCGACUUUUUUUCCUUUCACAGAAGCUUGUGACCCAUAAAAUCCGUUCGAUUAUUUCCCAUCCAGGUUUAUUCCUGAGGUCAAACAUGGCAGCAGUAUGUGGCUGCAGCUUUGAGCCAAGUUAAAUGUGUUUAUGGAUCAAACCAGAUUGGCCUUCAGAGAGCAAACAUAAUGACUGUGUUAGUCUUCUCCAGAGGAAGCUGCGGGUCGGCCAUCUGGUUCAAGGUUGAGGAUGGAGGCCGGGACACGCUUAAGAUGACAAGUGUGUUUCAAUGGGGAUUUUGUUUUUGCAACAACAAAACAAGAAAACUACCACAGGGACAAGGAUAUCUGUGUUUGGAGGAAACUGUGCAAACUAUACCUGCGGAUGAGGGACAAGAUUGUAGAAAGGAUUGGACGGCUCCUGUUAUCAGGAAGAAUUAAACAUGUUAUAAGCUAUUAAACAAAGAAACUCUGAAUAUGCACAUUGUUUAAAAUUCCUGCAAGAUCAUGUGUUUGUUGGAUUUUAAAAAGUGAGAGUUAAGAUUUAGUUUUACUUCCAGUGCCAGUACUCAUCACUAUUUUAUGAUAUUUGUAACCAUAAAAUGUUUAAUAAUAUGAAUUUGUACAGUACAUGAUAUGAAGUAUGUAUAGUAAACAGCAACAGACAACA